This is a messenger RNA of Orcinus orca (killer whale), 1228 nucleotides long. RefSeq names its product testis expressed 101 (gene TEX101). NCBI's taxonomy places the organism in Eukaryota, Metazoa, Chordata, Mammalia, Artiodactyla, Delphinidae. The transcript has 6 exons. Gene Ontology annotation, cellular component: plasma membrane; plasma membrane raft. The record is from RefSeq and is a predicted model, not a curated record. Gene Ontology annotation, biological process: regulation of flagellated sperm motility; binding of sperm to zona pellucida. The coding region runs from base 304 to 1047 and encodes 247 amino acids.
CAAGGAGAUUCUUGUGAGAUCAUAUAGAGGCCAGGAGGAAUUCUGGUCCCUUAAAGAGUAAAAGGGUGUCUGGGGGCCCAGAUUCCUGGGUCCUGAGGAAACAGAGGUGGGGGACGGGGGGGGCGGGGCGUGCGGGACUCCUGGAGCAGAGGGGGGUGAGGGCCGGGGCCCUGCGCUCUUGGGUCGGAGAGGGGGAGAAGCUGGGUGCCCAGAAUCAUGUGUCCUGACAGAAAAGGUGACUGAACCCAAACUCCUGGAUCCCUAGAUCCUGAUCGGUUCUUCCAAACGUCUCUAAGAGAAGCCAUGGGAGCCUGUCAUUUCCAGGUUUUACUGUUCCUGUUUCUCCUAGGAGCCCCGACCUUGAUCUUGGCACAAAACUUGCGUUGUCAAAAGAGUGCAUUCGUGGGCAUAGAAGCGGAUCCAGUAGAGACAUUUAACUGGACCACAGACAAAGCUGAGACUUGUGACAAUGGGGCAUUGUGCCAGGAAACCGUGCUGAUGAUUAAGGCUGCAGGAACCAAGACAGCAAUUUUGGCCACUAAGGGCUGCAGCUCAGACGGGGCACCGGCAAUAACGUUUAUCCAGCACACGCCAGCCCCUGGCCUAGUCGCCAUCUCCUACAGUAACUACUGUGAGGACUCCUUUUGCAACAACAAAGAGGACUUACAUGAGUUAUGGAGGACAGAAGAGAUUGACGCUCCCAGAGGGUCAACAGACCUCCGCUGCCCAACCUGUCUGGCUUUGGGGUCCUGUUUGAAUGCUCCUUCUCUUUCCUGCCCCAACGAUACAAAUCAAUGCUAUCAAGGAAAACUUCAGGUCACUGGAGGAGACCUCAGCGCACCUUUGGAGAUCAAAGGCUGUACAUCCGCAGAUGGCUGCAGGCUGAUGUCUGGGAUCUUUACAAUAGGGCCCCUGCGGGUGAAGGAAACGUGUCCACUCAGGUCUAUCUCUCCCCGAAAGGUUGAAAGUGGGGCCACAUGGCUUCACACUUCAGUCUGGAGGUUAGAGCUACUGCUGCCGCUGUCGCUGCAAGCGCUUGUCCAUUGAGUAGGUGCUUCGGGUCCCGGGUCACGGGACAUCUCUUCUGAGUGGUCAUCAGCAAGCUGAGGGGCAGGUGGAAGCCUGAAGAACAGUCCCAGUGGAUGCAUCUGACAUUUCUAAUAAAGUUUCUGCCACGAUGUGUGUAUGCCUCAAAACUAGAAGUGGCAUUAUUGAGCUAAAAGGGCCC